AAGUGACAAGUCAACUUUUUGUUGAUGCGGAAGACAGACAAACUUUGAGGAUGUUUUGCGAGUGAAGUUGUUGUAUAAUGAAACAUAAGUAGCAGCUAACAGCAAAAAAAAAAGGAGUUAGCAGAUUUACAGUUUUAUCUGAAGCGACAGACUUAAGUUUGACCGACAUAUCAAAACCUAAUGGCUGGCGGUAAUUUACAGAAAGCUAUAGAUCUCGCCACUAAAGCUGCAGAGGAGGACAAAGCCAAAAACUACGAAGAGGCCCUCAGAUAUUAUCAGCAUGCAGUGCAAUACUUCCUUCAUGUUGUCAAGUAUGAGGCCCAGGGUGAUCGAGCGGCGCAGAGCAUCAGGGCCAAGUGUGCAGACUACCUGGACAGAGCCGAGCAGCUGAAGGAGUAUCUGAGGAAGAAAGAGAAGAGUCCCCCGGCCAAACCUGUCAAAGAGUCCCAGUCUGAUGACAAAGGGAAUGAAAGUGGUGAAGGGGACGACGCAGAGAAAAAGAAGUUUGAAAAUCAACUCUCAGGUGCCAUUGUCAUGGAAAAACCAAACAUUAAGUGGAACGAUGUAGCUGGACUUGAGGGGGCCAAAGAAGCCUUAAAAGAAGCUGUGAUUCUGCCCAUCAAAUUCCCUCAUCUGUUCACAGGAAAGCGAACUCCUUGGCGGGGGAUCCUUCUGUUUGGCCCUCCAGGAACAGGGAAAUCCUACCUGGCCAAGGCGGUAGCCACAGAAGCCAACAACUCCACCUUCUUCUCCAUCUCCUCCUCCGACCUCGUAUCCAAGUGGUUGGGGGAAAGUGAGAAGUUGGUGAAGAGCCUGUUCACUUUAGCCCGAGAACACAAGCCAUCCAUCAUUUUCAUCGAUGAGAUCGACUCCCUCUGUGGCUCCAGGAGCGAGAACGAGAGUGAAGCAGCGCGCAGAAUCAAGACAGAGUUCCUUGUCCAGAUGCAGGGUGUUGGAAAUGAUAAUGAGGGAAUCCUGGUCCUGGGAGCCACAAAUAUACCGUGGACACUGGACUCAGCAAUCAGGAGAAGGUUUGAAAAGCGAAUCUACAUUCCUUUGCCCGAGGAGCACGCCCGCUCCUUCAUGUUCAAACUGCAUCUGGGCUCCACCCCCAACGAACUGACAGAGGCAGACUUCAUCACUCUGGGCAAGAAGACAGAGGGCUAUUCUGGGGCGGACAUCAGUGUUAUCGUUAGGGACGCCCUCAUGCAGCCUGUGAGGAAGGUUCAGUCAGCCACUCACUUCAAAAAGGUUCGCGGGUCAUCAUGGAAGAACCCUGGCAUCGAGGUGGAAGACCUCCUGACUCCGUGUUCGCCGGGUGAUCCCGACGCCAUAGAGAUGACGUGGAUGGACGUUCCUGGGGAGAAACUUCUAGAGUCAGUCGUGUGCAUGGCUGACAUGCUGAGGUCAUUGACCAACACCAAGCCGACAGUGAAUGAGCAGGACUUGGAGAAGCUGAAGAAGUUUACUCAAGAUUUUGGUCAAGAAGGAUAAUAAUACCCACACUACCCAUUAUAUUUUCACUGUCGGUUAUGCUUUAGAUUACUCGAUUAAUCUUUUGGUCAAUAAAGUGUCAAAAAUGGUGGAAAAUGUUCACCACAGGUUACUGGAGCCCAAAGUUCUUAGUUUCUUUGUCUGAUCACAAAAGUAAUUAUUACUUAAAGUGAAGCAACAGAAAAGCAAGCUAAUAUUAAGGUUUUGGUUUAAGAUUUAGUUGCUGUAACAGCUAAUGUUUGCUGUUCUUACUGGAGAAUUGACUAAAAUGAUUAAUCGGUGAUCAAAAUCUUAAUUGACUUUUUGUUGAUCGACUACUCUAUUAACUGUUUCAGCACUAUCGCUAAUAUAUCAAUGGAUCAUGUUUAGAUGUGUUUCAUCUACACAUUUGUAAGGUUGCAUGUCUUUUCCUCAUUGAUUUUCAACGCAACAUACCUCUUCACAGUCUAAGGGGGUUUAUACUGUGCUUAACAGAAUCGGUUUCAGGGUUGGCUAUUAUAAAUGGGAAUUUAUACUAUAAAAUGUAUGAAUGAUCUCUCUCUUUUCAACAUGUAGACAACCUUUUACGGGUUAUUUUUAUUUCACUGCAUAUAAAGUUGUAAUUGUAAUAUUGAGUUACUGAAUUGAUUAUUGAAUUUUACAGGAAAUAUUAAAUAUUGUACAAUAAUGAUCGUAAAAGCAUUUCUGAAUUCUGAUCAACUUUGGCCAGAGAGCUACAACAUCUAUGCACACAUUUUCUACACUUCUACAGUUUUUCUGUGUUGCCACUGGGUUUGAAAUAUGUCUUUAUUUAAGAGUUUUCUUUCUGGGUUUACAGAGGUGACUUAUAAAUAAAACUUGUUAAGGUG
This is a messenger RNA of Siniperca chuatsi (mandarin fish), 2342 nucleotides long. RefSeq names its product vacuolar protein sorting-associated protein 4B-like. Gene Ontology annotation, molecular function: ATP binding; ATP hydrolysis activity. Gene Ontology annotation, biological process: vacuole organization; endosomal transport. The transcript has 11 exons. Lineage: Eukaryota; Metazoa; Chordata; Actinopteri; Centrarchiformes; Sinipercidae. The record is from RefSeq and is a predicted model, not a curated record. Bases 181 to 1494 code for a protein of 437 amino acids.